Anthonomus grandis grandis is the source of this 1680-nucleotide messenger RNA. RefSeq lists its product as uncharacterized. The coding region runs from base 411 to 884 and encodes 157 amino acids. The transcript is spliced from 2 exons. Lineage: Eukaryota; Metazoa; Arthropoda; Insecta; Coleoptera; Curculionidae. The record is from RefSeq and is a predicted model, not a curated record.
CGCUUUCUUAGUGAAACGAAACGCAAACUGGUAUGAAGUUAGCAACAUUGCCGAAUGCGGCGACAUUUUGUUUAGUGUAAAGGCGCGUCCACACUAUGCCAAUCGGCAUCAUUCGGCUUAUGCCGAUCGACAAAACCGAAUUAGUGUAGACGUGCCGAUCGGCCUUGCCGACUUGCCGAAAGCCGGCCCGAAUCAUGCCGAAUUCAACCCGACUAAAGUCGGUCUCCUUCAAAGAAAACCGAACCGAAUGAAAUCAAAAUCCACAAGUGUGUACAUGCCGGGUGGCUUUAGGGCUUAAGGAAGGUCGCAUGCGUGCAGAUUUAUUUUAUUUCUUUUUAAAAUGUUUAGAGUUGGUGACAGUGCGUUAUUUUUUGCAUUGAGUUCGGAGUUUUAGCUUUUAAUUUAGAAUUAUGACGUGGACUGACGAAGAAACGUUGGCCUUUAUUGAUAUGUAUCGUGUUCGUUCUUCAUUAUGGAACAGUUCAAAUUCCGAUUACAAAAAUAAAAACCGAAGACAUGAUGGUCUCACGGAAAUUGCUGUUUCAUUUGGUAUAGAGAAGCAGGAGGUUGAGCGAAAAAUCAAAAAUUUACAAAGCCAUUUUUCGAGGGAAAGAAAGAAAGAACUCGAAAGCAAGAAAACUGGAAGUGGUACUGACGAAGCGUACGUAAGCAAAUGGUUUGCGUACCAAGCUAUGUUGUUCUUAACCGACAAGAAUAAACCACGAAAAACAGUAGAUAAUAUUGAGGAUUCAGUGGAUUAUGAUGAGGGAGAAAAAGAUUUACAAGAGGAAGACACUAGAAAUGGAGGAGAAGUUCAAGGCCAAGUUUCAACUCAACCAUCAACUUCCCAAGAGAAACAGGCAGCAGCGGAGACCCCUACAUAAAUACUCUGUUUUCUUUGAUGGCUUUAUGGACAACUACUCCCAGCAGCACUCUCAAGCCAUGAGGAUGACUCUACACACUUAACGCUUCUUUCUGGCACAUGAAGAUCUCUACUAUUUUGGAUUAUCUUUUCAAACAUCAUUUUUCUUUUUCUAAUUUUGAAUUAUUUACUUUUCUUUUUGAAUUUGUAAAACUAUUUUUCAGUACUCUUUUUCUACUAACACGUAUGGUUUCUUAAGACAAUUUUAAAAGAAGAAAUCUUUAACCACCUUGUUUUUAGAUUUCAAGGUCUGAUGCCGGACAGUGUUUGUUUAAUAACACAUAAUGUAGUCGUAUUUUGAUGCCUUUUUCCCCAGUGUCAUAAAUAAAUCAAAAGUUUUUUUUCUAUUUUUUUACUUUUCUUACCUUGACGUAAUUUUGAAGAGCUUCGACAAGGACGUCACAAACACAAUAGCUUGCUUGGAUAUCUUCAUAGUGUACAUCAAUGAAUGGUACGAAUCUCCAGUCGCAAUGAAACGCAGUGUCGCUGCAAGGCGUUCACUUGCAGGAAUAGCUUUCCUGAAGGAAGUAGUUUUUUUUUAGGAAUUUUUGGUCCAAUCAUAUUCAAUAAAACCUCAAAAUCAGAAAUUUUCAUUCUGAAAAAGUUGCUGAACCCCACGUCGUUUCUGUACUCAAAAUUUAACUCAUCUACCCAAUCAAGUAGUAAAUCUUUCAUAAAUUCACUAGCUCUAUACUUCUUUCUACCAUUGAGGAUACUGGGGCGAAUCCAAAAUCUCCGAAAGCGAAAGCAACGACGUU